UGAGUGCCAUUUCGCUUUUAUAUACAAGGUGCGGCAGGAACGAUUAAGCAGUUUGUUUCCAUUGUCACAUCAGCUGUGAUAAAGUUACAAAUUUCCACAUGGUCUGUUUUUGUUUCUUAGUUAACCCCAUUUCAGUAGCCAACAUGAUUUGGACCGGUGCUCAUCGUGGUUUUGCCGUUCGCGCUUAUUAUGAGAACAAUAAAUCUGUGAUCGCUACACAACGAGCUUUUCGACGACAGUUCAACAUUCCACGCAACAACGCCGUUCCGAAUGCAAACACAAUUCGGUCAUGGAUUCGGCAGAUGGAGGAAACUGGUAGUACACUGAAAACAAAUACACAUUGUCGUCGCAAGUCCAUUAGAACGCCAGAAAAUGUGCAGAGGGUAAGAACAGCAUUCGAACAAUCACCGGAACGCUCUGCUCGACGACAUUCUCUUGCAUUGGGGAUUUCAGACCGCAGUUUAAGAAGGAUUUUACAUUUCGAUUUAAAGUUUCAUCCUUUUAAAAUAAUGAUUGCUCAAGAAUUACGCCCAGUAGACUACGCCAACCGACAAAAUUUGUGUGAGCAAAUGCUUGCUCAAAUCCCUCCACAUGCAGCUUUUUUUAGUAGUGACGAGGCACAUUUUCAUCUUAGUGGGUGCGUGAAUAAGCAAAAUUUUCGCUACUGGGCUGAAGAAAACCCUCGAAUUAUUCAUGAAAGACCUCAACAUUCUCCUAAAGUGACGGUGUGGUGUGCCAUAUCACAAUUUGGCGUGGUUGGCCCCUACUUUUUUGAGGAGGAAGAAGUGACCGUGACAGUGAAUUCCCAACGUUAUGUUUCGAUGUUGAGAAACUUUCUGCAACCCAAAUUAGAAGAGAUGGUUGAAGAACACGGGCUGGCGGAUUUGUGGUUCCAACAAGAUGGAGCUACUGCUCACACAGCUCGAAUUUCACUAGACGUUUUGAGAGAGAUGUUUCCGGGACGCCUAGUCUCUUUGAGAGGUGAUGUUGGGUGGCCUGCGCGGUCACCAGAUCUGAGCAUUUGCGACUUUUUUCUUGGGGAUAUCUGAAGGAAAGGGUUUUCAAAGGCCGCCCUCACACUCUAGCAAUGUUGAAACAGCGGAUUAUUGACGAAGUGAAUGCCAUUCCCCGCGAUAUGUGUGCAAGAGCUGCUGAAAACUUCAGAGAUCGCCUUCAACAAUGUAUUGAUGCUAACGGUCGCCAUCUUCAGGACAUAAUUUUCAAAAACUAAGUAAUAUAAAAUGGUAUAUUGAACCGCUUCAGAAAAUAAAAACAUGUUUCCAUUAUAUAUCCUGAGUCACUUUUUAUUACUCCUAAAAAAUGCUUAAUCGUAGCUGCCGCACCCUGUAGUAUGA
Messenger RNA from Nilaparvata lugens (brown planthopper), 1355 nucleotides. RefSeq lists its product as uncharacterized. Gene Ontology annotation, molecular function: nucleic acid binding. The transcript is spliced from 2 exons. The record is from RefSeq and is a predicted model, not a curated record. The coding region runs from base 99 to 1049 and encodes 316 amino acids. NCBI's taxonomy places the organism in Eukaryota, Metazoa, Arthropoda, Insecta, Hemiptera, Delphacidae.